Molecule: messenger RNA, 1527 nt
Organism: Armigeres subalbatus
Lineage: Eukaryota; Metazoa; Arthropoda; Insecta; Diptera; Culicidae
Exons: 1
Coding region: 1-1527 (508 amino acids)
Biological process (GO): DNA integration
Molecular function (GO): nucleic acid binding
Source: RefSeq, a predicted model, not a curated record
AUGGAGAACACUUUUGCGAACAAUAGCAACUGUAAACGGAAGCAAAUGGGACUACCAAACGAAGCAGUGAAAGCCGACUCACGGCAAUCAACAACGCCAGCUAUCCUGGUUGGUAUUCAGCAACAAGAAUUGGCGAAAGCAGAAAGUCUGUUGUGGCGAAUCGCUCAAGGCGAUGUUUUUCCGGAUGAGGUGCGUAUAUUUAAGAGAAAUGCUGAAGUCCCACGUGAACAGUGGAGCUACAUAGAAAAAUCAAGCCAACUAUACAAUAAUUCACCAUUUUUGGACGAACACGGAGUCAUCAGAAUGGAAGGAAGGACAUCUUCAGCAGUGUUUUCUGCAUGGAGUACUCGCUUUCCUGUCAUAUUACCCAGAAACCACGUUAUUACGACAAAGAUUUUGGAAGAUUACCACGUUCGUUUCGGACAUGGAUCGAAGGAAAUUACAGUGAAUGAAGUGCGUCAAACUUUUUUCAUCCCGAAAAUGCGAACAGCGGUUGGAACGGUAAUUCGCAACUGUUUAAAGUGUAGAUUACGUAAAUGUAAACCAGUUACACCGCGCAUGGCACCACUUCCAAUUCAACGUAUGCAACCCUAUGUCAGAGCCUUCAGCUACGUUGGCAUUGAUUAUUUUGGACCAAUCGACGUCACGGUAGGAAGACACAAGGAAAAGCGAUACGUAGCAUUGUUUACGUGUUUAGUCGUACGAGCUGUACACUGUGAGGUAGCGUACAGUCUGAGCACGGAAUCAUGCAAGCAGGCGAUUCGUCGGUUCAUUCGAAGGCGUGGUUCCCCAAUCGAAAUAUUUUCGGACAAUGGUACGAAUUUUCAGGGAGCCAGUCGAGAGCUGCGGAAGGAAAUGGAGAAAAUAAAUCGCGAUUGUGCUGAUACAUUCACCGAUGCGAGAACCAAGUGGACCUUCAACCCACCAUCUGCUCCUCAUAUGGGCGGAGUAUGGGAGCGGAUGGUUAGAUCCGUUAAAUCAGCGAUGGGGGUGUUAAGCGACGGACGUCGAAUGAACGACGAAAUUCUUAUUACUACCCUAGCUGAAGCAGAACACUUGGUCAACUCACGCCCACUAACCUAUUCGGGAACGGAAUACGCUGAAAUGGACACUAUUACUCCUAAUCACUUUCUUCUCGGAAGUACUUCUGGACAACAUCAGCCGUUCAAUGUUCCAAUAUCUUUGGCUGAAGAAUUAAGAAGUAGUUACAAGCGGUCCAUGUCGUUUGCAAAUGAAUUCUGGAAUCGGUGGUGUAAAGAAUACUUCCCGACAUUGAAUCCACGCAGCAAGUGGUAUGCGGAUGGGAGAAUGCUGAAAGUAGGAGAUCUGGUUCUCGUUAUGGAUGAUGGAAAAGGAGCAGCAGGAGUUCGGGGUUUAAUCGAAGAAGUCUUUACUGGAGCGGAUGGGCGUGUGCGACAAGCAGUUGUUAGAACGAAAGGAGGAGUCUUUAGAAGACCAGUAGCAAAGUUAGCGGUUCUUGAGCUAGAUGAUAAACCUGAUCACCCAAACACGCAGGGUAGUGACUAG